Molecule: messenger RNA, 1502 nt
Organism: Cotesia glomerata
Lineage: Eukaryota; Metazoa; Arthropoda; Insecta; Hymenoptera; Braconidae
Product: homeobox protein aristaless-like 3
Exons: 4
Coding region: 315-1100 (261 amino acids)
Biological process (GO): regulation of transcription by RNA polymerase II
Molecular function (GO): DNA-binding transcription factor activity, RNA polymerase II-specific; RNA polymerase II transcription regulatory region sequence-specific DNA binding
Source: RefSeq, a predicted model, not a curated record
AACCGCCUCUGUGGGAAACUCCACCAAUGACAUACUGCGCAACCCCCGAGCGACCCUUCAACGUCGCGAGGGAUGCUGACUAUCACUCGAGGGCGCAGAUUCGUUCAGUCUCACAUCAUCACUUGGACCACUAACAAAUCUUCUCUGUUUAUCAACUCAUGUUCUUUCAUGCUCAAGUUGAUAGAGUUUUGCAUUAAUUAUUUUACGUUUAUUUUUGUUUUCUUCUUUAAAAGGACUAAAAGCCCGCAAGUUUCAGUUUUAGUUUAGUUGGCUGUUAGUGUUAAGUGAAUUAAACUAAACAAAUUAUCGCAAUUAUGGCUGGACCUUAUUUAUCACCUCUUGGACCACAAGCUGAUCUUCUUACUGAGUACAUGUUCGGCCGACGGCGUCAGGUCAGUAGACGCAAUCGGACGACGUUUACUCCUCAACAGCUCCAAGAGCUUGAGUCUCUCUUCCAGAAGACUCACUAUCCUGAUGUUUUUUUACGUGAAGAAGUCGCAUUGAGGAUUUCCCUCUCAGAAGCAAGAGUCCAGGUGUGGUUCCAAAACCGUCGAGCCAAGUGGAGGAAGCAAGCCCGGCUUCAGCUUCUUCAAGACGCUUGGAGAAUGCGUUGUCUAGGAUUAGGAAGUGCUGCACCACUUCUUCUUAGACCUCCACCGGCUCCAGGAGUCGAGCGUUCUGAUUCUUUAACUCCACCACCUUCGGCUGGUCUUUCGCCGCCGCAAAUAACUUCCGGAUCACCGGAUAAACUUCCCGAUAAUCCGAACCAUCCAGUCUGUCGAGACUACAGGAUCCUGCCACACCAUGGGUACCCAGUGAACUGCGAUAAAUCACCGGAAAGAGUGAAAUGUGGCUGUGGCUCUCCACCAAGGAGUUCAGGAUCUCCAACAGACAUCGAAGUCGAUUUAGCACCUCAGGAUAGACCCCAAGAGUCAGAAAUGGAUCUUACUAUAAAAACACCGAUGCCCACGCGUCAUCCACAAAUUCCUUCGAUGUUUCAUCAUCUUCCAAGUGAACCGCAACAUGAUCUCAGUCCUGCCACAAGGUCCAUAGACGAACCACUGGACGUUACCUUAAACGGCAAUCGCAAUAAUAAUUAAUAAAAUUUAUCGAUUCUUUAGUUUAAUAUAUAAUUACACAUAUAGUUUUUAACCAUUAUAAAAUUUAGCUGAUGUGUUUCUGUGAUUAUUAUUUUUUUUUCUACUUCAUCUAAUUAAUUAUUAUUAUUGUUUAAAACAUUCGAGUUUUUUUUUCAUUUAUAUAUUUAUCUACAUAAGAUCAAAUGUCAUGAAGCUCUUGUAAAUAUUUGCAACUUGCAUAUCUAAUAUAUAUAUGAUAAUAUAUGUAUAUCUCUAUUAUUAAAACACAUAAUUGCAACGCCGGAACUGUACUAUCAUGUAGUUACGUCGUUAAUAGAAGUCAGGCAAAGGACAUACUGUUGUUAGGUAAAUACCAGACGAAGAUUCCAUUUAAUAGUUGAUAAAAAAAUCUAAAAAAGAAAA